This is a messenger RNA of Anarrhichthys ocellatus (wolf-eel), 783 nucleotides long. It is a transcript of the gene mustn1a, whose product is annotated as musculoskeletal, embryonic nuclear protein 1a. The transcript is spliced from 3 exons. The record is from RefSeq and is a predicted model, not a curated record. Gene Ontology annotation, biological process: tissue regeneration; chondrocyte differentiation; chondrocyte proliferation. NCBI's taxonomy places the organism in Eukaryota, Metazoa, Chordata, Actinopteri, Perciformes, Anarhichadidae. Gene Ontology annotation, cellular component: nucleus. The coding region runs from base 143 to 397 and encodes 84 amino acids.
ACAGAAAAGAGGAGGAGCGUAUACGCUCGCUGCGUCAUUUAUUACUCUCAAGAACAGAUUUAUUAUCGACUGGAGAACAAUGUGUGUUAGGCUGGACUCACAAGAGAACAAGAGGCACAUCUGACAGAGAGGAGAUUUUCUUAUGGCCAGCUUCAACUGCUCAAACAUGUCUCAACCAGGUCAGGAAGAAGAUGAACAAACGCAGCGCCCCGAGGUGAAAGAUGAGGACCUGACCGAAGCAAAGACCAAACUGGGUACAAGUGGGCCAGCGAAGAGCAAGACAUUUGAAGUACUGGAGGAGUGUGAGAAAAUUGGUAAAGCAGCUCCCUCCGUGUUCAGCGGAGUGAGGUCGGGAGCGGAGACUGUUUUGAAGUCAGCUCGACCUAUCAGGAAGUAGCAGUGGACUUCCUGACCAUGAUUGGACAACACUUGCUUCACCUUAUGGGUUCGGGAUCAGUUAUUUUCCAGCUGCACUUCAGUCCAUGAAAAUUUAGCUUUUUUAUUUCAAUUAGGUGUUCUUCAUUAAACAGCACUUGUAUACACUGGCAAGCCAGUUUUUCAUUUUAAAAAGAAAAUUUAGAGAAAUGUUUAACCAUUGGAACACCUCUGUAACAGCAGCAUUUAUCCAGUUUCAGGUUAAGGGUAAUUUUAAGGAAAGAGCAAUACUGCAAUCAAAACAAUUGUAAGAAAAUUAAGUUGAAAUCUUUUGUCUCGUCCAUCCUGUUUCAUUGUAAGAAGUGCCAAUAAAAAAGUAAAUGUUUAAGAAAACUGAGUCAUUUGUGU